Serpula lacrymans var. lacrymans S7.9 is the source of this 1449-nucleotide messenger RNA. RefSeq lists its product as uncharacterized. The transcript is spliced from 13 exons. The coding region runs from base 1 to 1449 and encodes 482 amino acids. The record is from RefSeq and is a predicted model, not a curated record. Gene Ontology annotation, cellular component: mitochondrion. Gene Ontology annotation, molecular function: D-lactate dehydrogenase (NAD+) activity; FAD binding; D-lactate dehydrogenase (cytochrome) activity. Gene Ontology annotation, biological process: lactate catabolic process. NCBI's taxonomy places the organism in Eukaryota, Fungi, Basidiomycota, Agaricomycetes, Boletales, Serpulaceae.
AUGGCUCUCCGCAUCGAUCCAAGCCCUAUCAAUGACCUCUCACUUCCCGCCAUCCACCAACCCCCCAUCGACACGCCUCCCACUUCCAAUUUCUCUCUCGCCAUCGACGAUUUACGCGCUGCUUUCCCCCAUCUCUCUAUUGUAUCAACAGACCCGAAUGAACUGUAUGCUUAUGCUCAAUCUACUUAUUCCCAGAUACCAGGACUUCCACAUGCCGUCAUUGUGCACGUCAGGAGCACAGAUGAUGUCGUUAAAGUUGUCAACAUAUCUAGGAACCAUCUUGUACCCAUUGUCCCCUAUGCGGGAGGAACCAGCCUCGAGGGCAACUUGUCUGCUCCGCCUGGCCCCUCUGCAAGUAUCUGCAUCGAUUUGUCUGGACUAGAUCAGAUCGUGGCUAUCAAUGAAUCAGACUCUGAUGUUGUCUGCCAAGCUGGCGUCACGUGGAACGGGCUGAAUGAGAUUUUGAGAGAGAAAGGAAUCCCGCUGUUCUUCCCUCUCGAUCCAGGUCGAGAUGCCACGAUAGGAGGGAUGAUCUCGACUGGGUGCUCUGGGACUAAUGCGGUUAGGUAUGGGACUGCGGGGGGCGAGUGGGUGUUGAAUGCUACCGUCGUACUCCCAUCUGGCGAAGUGAUCAAGACUCGCCAACGCGCGCGCAAGUCUUCUGCUGGGUUUGACCUCACGAAGCUGUUUAUAGGCGCAGAGGGAACGUUGGGGAUCGUUACGGAAGCCACUCUGCGGUUGGCCCCACUCCUUCCAACGAGUGUUGCUAUUGUGCAGUUCCCAGACGUUAGACAGGCUGCGAAUGCCGUAUGUGAGCUCAUCGACGACCUCUGUAUAAAAAUGAUCAACAAAUACCACUCUCCCUCAACCCACCCCAACCCACACCCCGAAAAAACAACACUCUUCUUCAAAUACCAAGGCUCCCCCUCCACCCUUUCUGCCACCUCCUCCCUCGUACACGAUAUCACGGCGAAAUAUGGUGCGACUGGAUGCAAAGUUGCCACGGAUGAGCGGGAGGGCGAGGAUAUUUGGGCGGAUCGGAGGAAUGCUCUGUUUACAGGUGUUUCGUAUUUGGAGGGGAGUUUGACGGAUGUUUGUGUGCCAGUGUCUCGCCUUCCAGACUUGAUAUAUUCGGCCAAGCAGGAUUUCGAAGAGCUGGGGCUGAUUGCGCCGAUUGCGGGGCAUGUUGGAGAUGGAAACUUCCAUGCGCUCGUGCUUUACCGGGACGAAAAGGAGUUGGGGCUGGUUCAAGAAGCUGUCAAGAGGAUCAACCGAAAGGCGAUCGAGCUGGAUGGAACAUGUACUGGCGAGCAUGGUGUCGGGAUCGGCAAACGCGACUACCUUGUGACCGAGUUGGGUGAGGGGACAGUGGGGCUGAUGAGGACGAUCAAGCAGACGCUAGACCCGCACAACCUGUUUAACCCCGGAAAGGUUAGUGUGGACCACUAG